Molecule: messenger RNA, 1703 nt
Organism: Peromyscus leucopus (white-footed mouse)
Lineage: Eukaryota; Metazoa; Chordata; Mammalia; Rodentia; Cricetidae
Product: zinc finger protein 120-like
Exons: 4
Coding region: 1-1029 (342 amino acids)
Biological process (GO): regulation of transcription by RNA polymerase II
Molecular function (GO): RNA polymerase II cis-regulatory region sequence-specific DNA binding; DNA-binding transcription factor activity
Source: RefSeq, a predicted model, not a curated record
AUGUAUGGGAUAUUUCAGAAUGCAGUGACCUAUGAUGACGUACAUGUCAACUUCACUUGGGAAGAGUGGAUUUUGCUGGAUCCUUCCCAGAAGAAUCUCUACAAAGAUGUGAUGCUGGAGACCUACAGGAACCUCAGUAUUAUAGGGUACAGUUCAGAAGACCAUAAUAUUGAAGAACAUUGUCAAAAUUCUAGAAGACAUGAAUGUCAUCUUCAAAUGCAUGAGAGAAAGCAUACUGCAGAAAAACCCUAUGAAUGUAAUCACUGUGGUAAAGCCUUUGCAUAUCAUAGUCAUUUUCAAAUGCAUGAAAGAACACAUACUGGAGAGAAACCUUAUGAAUGUAACCAGUGUGGUAAAGCUUUUGCACAGUACAGUCAUCUUCAAAAGCAUAAAAGAACACAUACUGGAGAGAAACCCUAUGAGUGUAACCAGUGUGGUAAAGCCUUUGCACAGCACAGUCAUCUUCAGAAGCAUGCAAGAACACAUACUGGAGAUAAACCCUAUGAAUGCAAUCAUUGUGGUAAAGCCUAUGCACAUCACAAUACUCUUCAAAUUCAUGAAAGAACACAUACUGGAAAGAAACCCUAUGAAUGUAAUCAAUGUGGUAAAGCCUUUACACAACACAGUCAUCUUCAAAUGCAUAAAAGAACACAUACUGGAGAGAAACCGCAUGAAUGUAACCAGUGUGGUAAAGCAUUUGCACAGCACAGUCAUCUUCAAAGGCAUGAAAGAACCCAUACUGGAGAGAAACCCUAUGAAUGUAACCAGUGUGGUAAAGCCUAUGCACAGCACAGUCAUCUUCAAAUGCAUAAAAGAACACAUACUGGAGAGAAACCCUAUGAAUGUAUUCAGUGUGGUAAAGUCUAUGCACACCACAGUUCUCUUCAAGUUCAUGAAAGAACACAUACUGGAGAGAAACCCUAUGAAUGUUAUCAUUGUGGUAAAGCCUUUACACAACACAGUCAUCUUCAAAAGCAUAAAAGAACACAUACUGGAGAGAAACCCUAUGAAUGUAAGCAAUGUUGUUAAGCCCUUGAAUGUGUCAGUAAUCUUCAAAAUCAUGAGAAAAAAAUAUACUGUAGUGGAACUCUAUAAAUGUAGUCAUUGUGGUAAAGUUUUCACUUUACAUAGGAGUAAAACUUUUAUGUUCAAUCACUCUUUUAAAGUCUUUGCAUAUUAUAGUAGUCUUUGAGUACCUGAUAAUUAUAUUGAGGACUUUAUUGAAAUGUUUUUGACAAGAUCCUAACCAACACACUUACAAUCAGUUGCAGAACAGUACUGAUUCUGUAGAAAUAAAUUGACAGUGUCAACAAUCUGUUCAAGCAUCAUGAUGUCUGUUUUUGUGUUGUUUGCACUAGGUAACUCAUGGAAAUAAUGAAUUUGAAGCCCUAUGUGUAGGGUAAAAGUUCCAGCCAAAAAAACCACACCCUGAAACUAGAGCCAGUGAAACAUACUUUGUCCCUGAAUCCAGAGCCAGUGAAAAAAACACCCUGGCCAUGGAACCCGAGCCAAAAUUUUGAGAAGGGCCAAGUGAAAGAAACACAUUUUGGCCCUAAAAUCAGGGCCAAAGAAACACUUUGACCAACUGAGCAUAAAACCAAUCAAUCCUUGAGUAUAAAAUCCAGCCAAUCUCUGAGCUUCUUCAAGCUCAGGGAUUGAAAUCAAACCAAUUCUCACCCGAUAAAUCUUCUCCCUGAAUGAAU